AUGAUUGCAGAUAUAAGCUCUUCUUCGAAAGACAAGACAGAACAUGUCUCCAUUUUCUCAUCCCAACCACCCAUCUUCAUUUUGCCAACACAUCUCUCCCUGGAGGAGCUGGACGAGAUUGAAGGCCGAUUGAUAGAUUACGGUGGAAGGCUGACCUAUGACAUCGCCGAGGCCGGUCUCGUGCUGGGGAAAGUCGGGCGCGCGAAGCGUGCAGCGCUGGAAUUGCGCACCCGCGGUACCUGGACAGAGGAGCUCAUACCUAACUCAGCUUCGAAGUCAAUGGGCAGUGAUGCGGAGCCCCCUCCUAAGCGUAGACGCACACAUCAGUAUGAUGGGACAAAAGACGUUCCGGUUGAGAUUAUCGACCUUAGUACUGAAUCUGAGAGCGAGGAUGGAACUGCCAAUCGACAUGACCCUUCGAAGAAUCAAAUUCCAGAGCAAAAGGUAGAGGAAAUUAAAAACUCAGUCACAGUCCUCAAGCUCGAGUGGAUGGAUACCUCUAUCAAAUCCGGCAAUUGUGUAUCCCAAGCCCCAUUCGUUGUAUAUCGUGGGCGAAAGAUCCCCCCUCCUCCCACGACAAAAACAGAAAGCAAGCACGACCUACUGGCACAAAAAUCAAAUCAGAUCAUCGAGCGUGCAAAACAAGAUGCGGGCUUACCAGCACCACGAACUCCCCCUCCAGACCACAUCCACGCACACCGCUCAAAAGAACCCCCUGAUGGAUCAUCCCAGCGCCCCCGACCAAAACUAUAUCGACAGACGACCUCCGAACACGAAAAAGAAGAAGCCAACGCACCCCCACAACCAGACUGGGUCCGUGACCAUGUCAUAUUCGCAUGUCUACGCUCAGCACCCUUACACCCUCCAAACGAAGACUUUAUCUCUCAACUCGUGAAAAUCAGACGAAUCCGCGAACUCACCCUCGACGAGAUCGGCGUGCGUGCGUACAGCACAUCCAUCGCAGCAUUAGCAGCCUACCCAUAUCCCAUCCAGACCCCGAGUGAGAUCCUCGCUUUACCAGGGUGCAACGCCAAGAUCGCAGAUUUAUUCGUGGAGUUCCAGCGACACGGCGGGUGUAGUCAUACCGAUGACGACGGGAAUGUCGCCGCUGCCGACGCGCUGGAGACGGAUCCCAUCCUCCGCGUUCUGAACACGUUCUAUGGGAUAUGGGGCGUUGGCGCUAAGACAGCACACGAGUUCUACCAGCAUGGCUGGCGUGAUCUCGACGAUAUUGUGGAGCAUGGGUGGAAUACACUAUCUCGCGUUCAGCAGAUAGGAGUGAAAUUCUACGAAGAGUUUCAGGAGGGCGUUCCGCGCGGUGAGAGCGAGGGUAUAGCGAAUGUCAUUCGGGAGCAUGCUCGUCGAGUCCGGAAAGAUGGAGAUGGCAUUGAGUGUGUGAUUGUAGGCGGAUACCGACGCGGGAAGGAAUUGAGCGGUGAUGUUGAUAUUGUAUUGAGUCAUCGUGAUGACGCGGUGACUCGGAAUCUGGUUGUUGAUGUUGUUGCGAGUCUUGAGGCUGAGCGGUAUAUCACUCAUACGCUCUCUUUGCAUUUGACUUCUUCGCUGCGGGAGCAACAGACGUUGCCUUUUCAUGGUGAUGAUACGAGGAAAUUCGAUACUUUGGAUAAAGCAUUGGUUGUUUGGCAGGAUCCGCAUUUUGAUGCGGGGGAUAAUGGAAGGAAGAAUCCUAAUAUCCAUCGUCGUGUUGAUAUCAUUAUAUCGCCUUGGCGUACGGUCGGGUGUGCGAUACUCGGUUGGUCUGGUGAUACGACUUUUCAGCGGGAUUUACGGCGGCAUGCGAAGAAAGCUCGCGCGUUGAAAUUUGAUUCGAGUGGGGUGAGAGAUCGAAAUACUGGACGCCAGGUUGACCUAGAACAUGGCGGAGAGACCUGGGAGGAGAGGGAGAAACUUGUGAUGGAGGGAAUGGGCAUAGGCUGGAGACCACCAGAAGAACGGUGCUCGAGAUAG
Messenger RNA from Penicillium griseofulvum, 1968 nucleotides. Its product is annotated as type-X family DNA polymerase. Gene Ontology annotation, cellular component: nucleus. The transcript has a single exon. Gene Ontology annotation, molecular function: DNA-directed DNA polymerase activity; DNA binding. Gene Ontology annotation, biological process: double-strand break repair via nonhomologous end joining. Lineage: Eukaryota; Fungi; Ascomycota; Eurotiomycetes; Eurotiales; Aspergillaceae. The record is from RefSeq and is a predicted model, not a curated record. The coding region runs from base 1 to 1968 and encodes 655 amino acids.